Molecule: messenger RNA, 1654 nt
Organism: Puntigrus tetrazona (Sumatra barb)
Lineage: Eukaryota; Metazoa; Chordata; Actinopteri; Cypriniformes; Cyprinidae
Gene: mppe1
Product: metallophosphoesterase 1
Exons: 9
Coding region: 318-1463 (381 amino acids)
Biological process (GO): GPI anchor biosynthetic process; endoplasmic reticulum to Golgi vesicle-mediated transport
Cellular component (GO): endoplasmic reticulum-Golgi intermediate compartment
Molecular function (GO): phosphoric diester hydrolase activity
Source: RefSeq, a predicted model, not a curated record
UCAGCACACGCGCACACAGCUGUGACGUUUGUCUGCGUUUAGCAAAACUGCUCUUGACAAUGUCGCUGCUUCCGCUGAGAGGAUUAUAAAAUCGUGAUCUGCCACAUGCUCAUUAAAAUAUAAAGCGACGCGUGAGGGAUUAUAUUGCAGUGUGUCUUUCGUUUUGAUUUUGAUUAUUUGUAAAAAUAAUAAUAAUAAUAAUAAUUGUGCGAAUGACGCCUGGAUGUUGCCUCGGGCACGCUACAGACGAUUUUUCUUUUUCCUCACGGAUUUAAAGCGUGCUCUUGUACUUUUGGUGUAAAACUCAGUUUAGUGUCAUGAUUUCGAUGUACUGGUCGAGUGGUAGAUUAGCUUUGUUGCUGAUAUUCACAUUUGUCAGCGUGUUUGUAUUGUGUGAAUAUGUGAUUUAUUAUCCUGUUAUCCUGCGAUGCUCAUGGCCUAAUGUUCAGACUGUAAAUUCACAUGUACCUUUACGGGCGUUUUUUCUUUCCGAUACUCACUUACUAGGGGCCAUUAAAGGACACUGGCUCGACAAACUAAGAAGAGAAUGGCAGAUGGAAAGGGCAUUCCAGACAUCUCUGUGGCUUCUAAAUCCAGAAGUUGUCUUCAUUUUAGGAGAUGUUUUUGAUGAGGGCAAGUGGAGCUCCAGUCAGGACUGGGAAGACGACAUCAGACGUUUUAAACGGAUCUUCCGUCAUUCUAGUGACACAGAGCUUGUGGUUCUUAUUGGAAAUCAUGACAUCGGCUUCCAUAACGAAAUGACUAAGCAGAAGUUGGAGCGCUUUGAGCAAGUGUUUAACAAGACAUCAGCGCGGAUCCUCACCUUUAAAGGAGUCAAUUUUUUGCUGGUGAAUAGUGUUGCGUUACAUGGCGAUCACUGUCCCAUCUGCCAACGUGUGGAAAAGGAGUUACAAAAACUUUCAGAGGCUCUUAACUGCUCCAUUCAGGGUGCCCUGCAUAAUAACCAGUGCAAGAACACAGAGAGUUUUGCCCCAAUAGCACCUGUUCUACUACAGCAUUACCCUCUGUAUAGAGUGAGUGAUGCCAUGUGUACAGGUGUAGACAUAGCACCUCUGGAUGAACGGUACCAGCUAUUUCAGGAGCGUUAUGAUGUUAUAUCUAAGAAUGCUUCCAAAAAGCUCUUGUGGUGGUUCAAGCCCCGCCUAAUUCUGAGUGGCCACACUCACCAUGGCUGUGAAGUACUGCAUGAAAACCUCUAUCCUGAGAUCAGUGUCCCGUCCUUCAGCUGGAGAAACCGCAACAACCCCAGCUUCAUCCUGGGCACAUUCUCCAGGUCUGACAUCCGGCUGUCAAAGUGUUUUUUGCCAGAGGAGAGGACUGUGUUAGCACUUUACUGCAGCAGCUGUCUAAUCAUUGUGCUGAUAACACUCAACUGUAUCAGAAUGUUCAGAAGAUCACUGCAUUUGCCAAAUAGCCAUCUAGGAAAGCACAAGACUUUGUAGUAUGCACAAAAACGUGAGUGUUAUAUGGCACUGUUAAUGAAAGUCCUGAAUUCUUGUGCAGAGAAACAAGAAAUUAUUGAAAAUCAAUGAUUCUACUGGUUUGGAUGUUCUCACAGCAUCUUUGAUUUCUGAUUUUAAAUGGUUAACUUUUUUUGAUACACAAAUAAAAGUCUUAAUUUCAGAACUGUUAA